AUGGCCGGGAGAAACAUGAGGUUUGAAUACGAUGUUGGAGAAAUCGUGCUCUGCUUUGAACCAGACCCUACGAAAGCCAGGGUCUUGUAUGACGCCAAGGUUGUCGAACAAAGAACAAUCAAAGAUAUUACAGGCAAAAAGAAAGCUGUCUACGUGGUUCACUUCCAGGGCUGGAAUAGCAGCUGGGACCGCCAGGUUGGAGAACAUUAUUUGCUGAGGAACACGGACGAGAACAGGGAAUUAAUGCGCAAGUUAACAGAUACUGCCAGGAAGUUCUGUAAAAAGAAUAGUCAGAGGAGGCGGAAAAUCAACACAAUUCUUCACGAAGCAUUUGGAGGAGCUCCGCCUGAAUUUGAUGUGAUCACCGACAGCGAAGAGUCCGAUGAUGAGUCUGAUUCUGGGAAGAAAACUGGACGAGGAAAGGUUGGACAGGAAAAAAAGAGACAGAAAACAAGCCUGGUUGAGUACGACAUUCCGGAAACUUUAAAAAUGCAGUUGGAAGAGGAUUACAUCUUAAUCAACAAGAAAAAUAAGCUGACCAGGGUACCUGCCAAACCCUGUGUUAUUGACAUUCUGGAGAGCUUUAUGAAGACCUUCUGUGUGAACUACGUGUGCGACCCCACGGGAGGCAGAGAGAAGACCAGAAACAGCAGCAGUAAACACACUCUCAGGUGUCCUCCAGAUAAGUGUGUUUCACUGUGCAAGGAGUUUGUCGACAGCCUGAGGGUCAUCUUUGACUUUACUCUACCCAUAAUUCUACUGUAUGCUGCAGAGCAGCAGCAGUUCGAAUCAGCCAUGAAAGAUAUCAAACCUGUGGAUCUUAUAGCCAGAGAUAAGGAGGCGUCACUUCUGCCAUCCGAUGAAUCUCCAAACAGGGCAGUCAGGUCAGGUGCUCAGAAUGCAAAGCUAAAGUCAGAACGAAUGACCAAACAUUCGCAGUCACAGCAUCAUCGUUCUACAUCACCCACGCUCUCAUGCUCGUCAAAGUCAUCAACUUCUUUCAUGAAAGAGUCACCCACCACACCUGCUCGUAGAUCACCCACCACACCUGCUCGAAGAAUCACACGACAAUCAGCCCAUGAGAUGGCAGCCUCUGACAGUCAAAACAUGAAACAGAAACCCCACAUAACUGUCAAUCAACAGCCGCAUCGAAGCUCGCGGCAUUCAGAUCUCUCAUCCCCAAAGUCUUCACGGAGGUUGCACAAGGAAGAUGCGUCUAUUAUUCCUAUCGCAUCUCGAACACGACGGCGAUCACAACUGGAAGUGAUUGAAGUAUCCGACGCUCCAAUCGUUAAACUGGAACCCAGCAGUGAUAUGGAGAUGGACGUCCCGUCGCCGGAUCUGCCCGGUCCAAGUCAGAGUGAUCAAGGACUGGUGAAUGGUCAGGAAGGACCUAGCAGUGCCGCUGGCACAGAGAUUAUGACCCUUGGGUCAUCUCGUGGCCGGGAGGACGCCAUGGACAGGAUCUUGGGCUGGCAGCUUUUGCCUGCAGAGGUCAAAGUCCACGGACCUGUCACCCCCUCACAGAUUUAUGGAACCGUCCAUCUGCUACGAAUGUUUGUAAAACUCCCAGAUUUGUUGAAGAAGAUGCAGAUGAAAGAGGUACAGCUGCAGAUCAUCAUUAAGUUUAUCCAUCAUUGCUUGCA
Candidula unifasciata is the source of this 1646-nucleotide messenger RNA. The record is from the annotation of a GenBank genome assembly. Lineage: Eukaryota; Metazoa; Mollusca; Gastropoda; Stylommatophora; Geomitridae.